GAUCGAGUUGCAUUGCAAAAACAAUACAUGGACGUGUUUAGAUGCAUCCACGUUCUAAUAGCCUUAGCCUUGCUUUUGUUCACCCCAAUCAUCUCCAAUGAGGCCUCAGCCAAUGCCAAUAGCACAGGUGGUUGUAUUCCAAGUGAGAGAUCUGCACUUAUCAGCUUCAAAUCAGGAUUAUUAGACCCUGGAAACCUCCUUUCGUCAUGGGAGGGUGACGAUUGUUGUCAAUGGAAUGGCGUGUGGUGCAACAACGAGACCGGGCAUAUUGUUGAGCUAAAUCUCCCAGGAGGUAGCUGCAACAUCUUGCCCCCAUGGGUUCCGCUGGAACCAGGACUCGGAGGCAGCAUAGGCCCCUCGUUGCUUGGCUUAAAGCAACUGGAGCAUCUCGACCUCAGCUGCAACAAUUUCAGUGGGACGCUACCGGAGUUCUUGGGUUCUCUCCACAACCUGAGAUCUCUCGACCUAUCCUGGUCGACAUUCGUUGGGACAGUGCCACCGCAGCUGGGUAAUCUCUCCAACUUGCGCUACUUCAGUCUUGGUUCUAAUGAUAAUUCUAGCUUAUAUUCAACGGAUGUAUCCUGGUUGUCACGGUUAUCUUCUCUCGAGCAUCUAGACAUGAGCCUUGUGAAUCUCAGUGCGGUUGUGGACUGGGUUUCGGUGGUGAACAAGCUUCCAUCUCUUAGAUUUCUCCGUUUGUUUGGAUGCCAGCUUAGCAGCACGGUCGAUUCUGUUCCGAACAACAACCUAACAUCUCUUGAAACUCUGGACCUUUCACUUAAUAAUUUCAACAAGAGGAUUGCACCCAAUUGGUUUUGGGAUUUAACUAGUCUUAAACUUCUAGAUAUCUCAGAUAGCGGUUUCUAUGGACCAUUUCCAAACGAGAUAGGCAAUAUGACCUCUAUUGUGGAUAUUGAUUUAUCAGGCAAUAAUCUUGUGGGAAUGAUACCAUUUAACCUGAAGAACCUAUGUAACUUGGAGAAAUUUAAUGUUGCUGGAACCAACAUCAAUGGGAAUAUAACGGAAAUAUUCAAUAGAUUGCCUAGAUGCUCAUGGAAUAAGUUACAAGUGUUGUUUCUACCGGACUGCAACUUGACUGGAAGCCUACCAACAACACUAGAACCCUUGAGCAAUUUGAGCAUGCUUGAGCUUGGUAAUAACAAUAUCACAGGUCCCAUCCCACUUUGGAUAGGAGAGCUCAGUAAUCUAACAAUGUUGGGCCUCAGCUCCAACAAUCUAGAUGGGGUCAUACAUGAAGGCCAUUUAUCAGGCCUAGAAAGUCUAGAUUUGUUGAUCUUGUCUGAUAAUAACCACAUAGCCAUCAAGGUGAAUUCUACCUGGGUUCCUCCUUUCAAGCAAAUAACAGAUAUUGAACUUCGGUCCUGUCAGUUAGGGCCUAAAUUCCCAACAUGGCUCAGGUAUCUAACAGAUGUAUACAAUCUUGAUAUCUCAAACACAAGCAUAUCAGACAAGGUUCCUGACUGGUUUUGGAAAGCAGCGUCAUCAGUAACACAUUUAAAUAUGAGAAACAAUCAGAUUGCAGGUGCCCUUCCAUCUACAUUGGAAUACAUGAGAACGAUCGUAAUGGAUCUCAGUUCUAAUAAGUUUAGUGGUCCAAUACCCAAGCUUCCUGUCAGUCUAACCAGCUUAGACUUCUCAAAGAACAAUUUAUCCGGGCCUCUACCAUCAGACAUAGGAGCGUCAGCUCUAGUAUCACUUGUUCUGUAUGGCAACUCCCUUUCUGGUUCAAUUCCAUCUUAUUUGUGCAAGAUGCAGUCUCUGGAACUGUUGGAUAUAUCAAGAAACAAGAUAACUGGGCCAAUUUCUGAUUGUGCAAUCGAUUCAAGCUCAGCAAACUACACAUGUACGAAUAUUAUCAAUAUAAGCUUAAGAAAAAAUAACCUCUCAGGACAAUUUCCUUCGUUCUUUAAGAACUGCAAAAACCUUGUUUUUCUGGAUCUUGCUGAAAAUCAAUUCUCUGGGACACUGCCUGCAUGGAUUGGGGAAAAAUUACCUUCUUUGGUAUUCUUACGGCUGCGUUCUAAUAGCUUUAGUGGUCAUAUUCCAAUUGAACUUACCAGUCUGGCGGGUCUUCAAUAUUUAGACCUUGCACAUAACAACUUUUCAGGAUGCAUACCGAAUUCUUUGGCGAAAUUUCAUAGGAUGACACUCGAACAAGAUAAAGAAGACAGAUUUUCAGGGGCUAUUAGACAUGGAAUUGGGAUCAAUGAUAAUGACAUGGUUAAUUAUAUUGAGAACAUAUCUGUAGUCACAAAAGGUCAAGAACGCCUAUAUACAGGUGAAAUCGUAUACAUGGUGAACAUUGAUUUAUCUAGUAACAAUCUUACUGGAGAGAUUCCUGAAGAGAUUAUCAGUCUUGUUGCGUUGACAAACCUGAACUUAUCAUGGAAUAGCUUAAGUGGACAAAUUCCUGAGAAGAUUGGUUCCUUGUCACAAUUGGAGUCCCUUGAUUUGUCACACAAUGUGCUUUCUGGUGGGAUUCCCAGCAGUAUAGCAUCUCUUACCUACUUGAGCCACAUGAAUUUGUCGUACAACAAUCUUUCUGGAAGAAUUCCAGCAGGAAAUCAACUCGACAUUCUUGAAGACCCUGCAUCUAUGUAUGUUGGAAACAUCGAUCUCUGUGGGCAUCCUCUACCAAAUAACUGCUCUAUCAAUGGUGAUACUAAAAUUGAACGAGAUGACUUGGUCAACAUGUCAUUUCACUUCAGCAUGAUCAUCGGUUUCAUGGUUGGCCUCUUGCUAGUAUUCUAUUUUAUGCUCUUCAGCAGAAGAUGGAGAAAUACUUGCUUUGUGUUUGUCGAUGGCUUGUAUGACAGAACGUAUGUUCAAGUGGCCGUAACCUGCAGGAGGUUAUGGAGGAGAAACUGAGGACAAAUGGUAUGUCUUGGUAAAAAAUAAUUAGAAAAAUAGUCAUGCAUAGAACGGGUAGAUGUGAAAAAUUGAAACGUAGUUUCUAUAGCAAAUGCUGGCUAUAUAAAAAAAUUCCCAAGCUUUUUUUCUCAUCCACCACUGGGCAUGGGGAAAAAAUGUUUGUAUUUUCCUGGAGAUUUAAUUCUUGAACAUAGUACAUGCUUUUAGUGGUAAAGCACGUACCCGCACUACAUGAUGUUAUGUCUCUACUAUCUCAUUUGAAUGUGUAAAGGAUACAUAUCUAAUUGGGCACGUGCCUGCACUACAUGAUGUUAUGUCUCUACAAUCUCAUUUGAAUGUGUAAAGGAUACAUAUCUAAUUGGUUGUUUUGUGUGAGUUUGAGUGUGGUGUGUAUGCAUGAGUGACUUUGUGUGUUCAACUUGUACUUGAAAAAAAAAAUGUAAACUUACUGUGAUAUGUUUGCGAUGUUCAUUUGC
Messenger RNA from Oryza sativa Japonica Group (Japanese rice), 3368 nucleotides. Its product is annotated as receptor-like protein EIX2. The record is from RefSeq and is a predicted model, not a curated record. Gene Ontology annotation, molecular function: protein binding. NCBI's taxonomy places the organism in Eukaryota, Viridiplantae, Streptophyta, Magnoliopsida, Poales, Poaceae.